This is a messenger RNA of Diaporthe batatas, 1519 nucleotides long. RefSeq lists its product as uncharacterized. The transcript is spliced from 5 exons. Gene Ontology annotation, molecular function: oxidoreductase activity; heme binding. Bases 23 to 1519 code for a protein of 498 amino acids. NCBI's taxonomy places the organism in Eukaryota, Fungi, Ascomycota, Sordariomycetes, Diaporthales, Diaporthaceae. The record is from RefSeq and is a predicted model, not a curated record.
CAGAGAUCCAGUCUACCACAACAUGGAGCAAGCCAAUGAAUUGCAGAUAUCCAGCGCGGAAUUAGGGAAGCAUAGCACCAGAGAGGACUGCUGGGUUGCUGUGCAUUCCAAAGUCUGGGACCUGACAGAUUUCAUAGAUGAACACCCAGGAGGCGCCAAAAUCCUCCUUUCGGUGGCUGGAAAAAAUGCAACAUCUGAAUUUGAUCGAGUACAUGCGCCAGGAAUAAUAGAGGAGAGUCUCCCAGCCGACAAGUUUAAAGGUGCUUUCCUCGAAGCAAGCAGCGAUGUACCUCCUCAAGGGGCCAUCGAAGAAGUUAAGGAAUCGCGGGACAGCAAAACAGCAGGGGCCUCAUCAGAGGGCUUUAUUCCCCCGCUUCAAUCGCUAUUGAGCGCCGCCGACAUUGAGCAGGUUGCCAGUAAACAGCUCACUCGUAAGACAUGGGCGUUUUAUAGUAGCGCAGCGACGGACCUCGUCACGCACCAUCAGAACAAGGCUUUUCUAAGACGUGUAAUGAUAAAGCCUCGGGUCUUGAGGGACGUCACGCAUACGGAUCAGACACGGUCGAUCUUAGGUCACAAGUCGAGCGCCCCGUUCUUUAUCAGCCCAGCUGCCAUGGCGAGGCUGGUACACAAGGACGGUGAGCUGGCAUUGGCUAGGGCAGCCGGCCAGGAAGGGAUCAUACACUGUAUAUCGAAUAAUGCAUCGUUCCCACUGUCAAGCAUUGUUCAAAGCGGCCACGACCAACAACCAUUCUUCUUCCAGCUGUACGUUAAUUCCGAGCGACACAAAACAGCAGAAAUCCUCAGAAAAGCACGCAGCCUCGGAAUCAAGGCAAUAUUUGUGACAGUCGACGCGCCGGUGCCGGGAAAACGUGAGGCAGAUGAGCGCCUAGCCUCGGAGUCUGCGGUCCAGUCGGCCGUCAGCGGUGCUACGUCAAGCAAUGACAAAAAGGGGGCAGGCUUGGGGCGGCUGAUGGCUCAGUACAUUGACAAGUCUCUGACUUGGUCGGACUUGGCUUGGAUCAGGCAGGAGUCGGGUCUGCCAAUCGUUUUGAAAGGUGUUCAAAACGUCGAAGACGCCAAAUUGGCGGUUGAAUACGGCGUCGACGGCAUCCUCUUGAGUAACCAUGGUGGUCGAUCGUUGGACACUGCACAGCCAGCCAUAUUGAACCUCCUCGAGCUGAGAAUCAAGUGCCCGGAAAUCUUUUCCAAGCUCGAGGUUUACGUUGACGGUGGAUUUGAGAGAGGGACUGACAUCAUCAAAGCUAUUGCUCUCGGUGCAACGGCUGUUGGUGUUGGACGGCCGUUCCUUUAUUCGCUAGUAUACGGACAGGAAGGUGUGGAGCAUCUUAUCCAAAUCUUAAAAGACGAGAUUGAAGUCUCCAUGAAAUUAGCUGGCCUGACGAAUCUGGACCAAGCAGGCCCGGAACUGCUUAACACCGCGGAUAUUGACCAUCUUAUUCGGUCAGCUCAAGUGUUCCCCCCUUUGAAAAGGAUUCAAGAGAAGGCACGUCUAUAG